Aedes aegypti (yellow fever mosquito) is the source of this 2698-nucleotide messenger RNA. RefSeq lists its product as uncharacterized. Bases 624 to 1772 code for a protein of 382 amino acids. NCBI's taxonomy places the organism in Eukaryota, Metazoa, Arthropoda, Insecta, Diptera, Culicidae. The record is from RefSeq and is a predicted model, not a curated record. The transcript is spliced from 5 exons.
GCCGCUUGCCAGUUCGCGUUCAACACUCACACGGUGGAGACGGUGAAUCGUUGUUGGUUGUUGCUACACCACACUACAGUGUAACUGUUCGGCAAAAGGAAAAACAAGUUAGGUCGGUUAAAAUGUACGUUGAAUCUGUGGUGGAAAUCUUCCGGUGGAAAACUUCGUUUUCGCAAAGCAUAAAAAUUGAUCAGCGUGAUCAGAUCGGAGUGAGAAGAAACAUCGCGGCUGAUUGACAUCUGAAAAGAAGAGAAAACAAGCGUAGAAAUUGAUGUUUGACUUUGGGUAAACAUCUAAAUUGCGAAGAGUGAAGACAAGAAGUUGCGAGACGCCUGCUGGAAAUACAGUUUUGGAAGCUUGACCAACAACUACCUCUUCGAAGUUCAUGGACAUUUUUGCAAAGGUGCUAAGCCGCAUCAGCGUAAGAAGCCGUACCGGUGCGCAAUAAUGCAAACAUUUCAAGCUUGUAAGCAAUCGAAAUAAAAAAAAUCGUUCCAAUAUUAGCUUCAAAACCUGUCCUCCGAAGGAGAUUCGAUUUCCAAAUCAAAACAAACUCAGAGACUCGAUUGCUCUCGAGCAAACAAGCGACGUACCCGUCAAACUAGGAAGCUGCCCGUCACACGAUGCCCGCCUAUGCCGGAUUCGACAGCUUUGCGUCCUCGCGCAGGACCGCCGAAUCGAUUUACUACACGGCGAAGGAAUUCGACUCGGCGGACGAAUCGGACUGCCUGCGGCCACACCCGAUGCCGAUAUCGCGUCGGCCGAGCCUGAUGGAAUCGCUGGGACCGGCCGAUGCCAUCUUCAGCCGGCGGUACGUCGAUCCGUGGGACAUGGAAAAUUAUAUCUACGUGAGAAAGCAAGUGCUGGACCCCACCUCGGAGUCCGAGGUGCCUCCAUCGCCGGCCGGUGAGCCCAUCCAGUCCAAGUUCUACUACGUCCCGGGGGAUGUAGAAAGUUGCCGCGAGUGCAGCGCAGAAAUUGUGAGCCCCGCUGCCAAGGGGGAUCUCCUGGGUGACGAGGACGAUCUCGAGGACGACGGAAUCGAUGACGACGACCUGGAAGUGGACGAACUGGACGUAGUCGAUGACGAUGGGUUCUACACCGAACGGUACGACACGGUCAUGGAGGAGGACAGCAUCGGGGGAGACGAUGAACAUGUCUACAGCACGUAUACGGACCUUGAAACAUCAUCAACUGAACAUCACAGCUCGUGCGACAGUUCCAUGUCCGCUCUGCGGCUGCACACCCCAGGCUUCGGCAAGAGUGCCACCAGUCGGCGCCCGAUCGUUCUACCAAAGCCCCUACCCCAACUGGAAUUUCCCGGUCCCCCAUCCUACGAUUACUACGAACCGAGCUGUUGCUACCUGGCUCUUCCACCUCCUCCUAUCCCGCCCCACCAUAGUCAUCCCGCUAUCCCGCUCAUAGAACAACCAAGUCUGGCCCCCGGAAGCGGAAACUACUACUCGCUGAACGAUUGCCUGGAAUGCGUCCGCCAAGAGGUCGAACAUGUGCCACUUUACGCCGCCAGCCGCCACAGCCCGAUGCGUAGACGUUCCCGCAGCGCAAGUGUAAUCAGUGUCAGCAUGGUCAGACGACCCAGCCAGAUUGGAAUUCCGGCCGCUGUGGUGGACCCCUCGACUGCCGUAUCCAUUGCAGCCACCAACGCUAACGUAUGUUACACACCGCAACAUUUCAGCCUUAGCAAGAAGGGCCUGCUACAAAUCGACUACUCCUGCAAUUGGGACAACCUGGACCGGUACAUUGCGAAAUGAACGCGGCAUGCCAGCGCUUUCCCUCUCUAUUGCUUCAUCAUCAGCACACAUACGUCUUCUAUAGUGCACUCCCCGUCGAAAGAAAUGCUCAAUUUAUUUACUAGCCAAAUAAAUACUGAGAUAGUCAUGCUUUACCCCAAUUAAACUCCCUCUCCCUUCUUCCUUCCCCCUUUAUGUUUUGUAGGAUUAAGAAGAAUGUAUUUACAGGGUGUCCGCAAAUUAUCCGAACAGCAAAAUAUUGGAAUGAUGAUCUCGCAUUGAAAACAAUGAAAAAUCAAUGUUCAUGUACCUUUUAUAAUACAUAUACGUGUUAACCCAAAACACAACUUCAAAACAUUUCGAAAUGAUUGCUUGUUUCUGAGAUAGGCAAAUUUACAUUUUUCGAAGACGUUUUUCCUGAGGGCCGCCAGUCAUACUGGAGAUGUGUUAUCUUUAAAACCUAAAAGAGAUGAAUCUAAAUGUUCUAUUAUUAUUUGAAGCAAUCUACAGGUUAGUGGCUUCAAGUUAGACUGGAAAUAGAAAAUUAUACGGUUCAAAUCCAGUGAUUUCUAUGGACAUUUCUCUUCCGUCAUAAAGCUCGAAAAACAGCUCCCUUUAAGACACCUCAAUACAUUUGGGUUGGUUUUGCAAUUAUUUGAAAUCGGAAAUGUGUCAAACUUACUUUUUAAGAAUAUAAUAAGCCAAUGUUUAAAACCAUGCAAGAAUAUUGAAUUUAUUAUGCUUGAUUGUAUAGAGCCAUGUCUACAAAGUUUGUACGGAUAAUUUGCGGACACCCUGUAUAGAACAAGUUAUAUUGUGCGGAUAGUUUUUGUUACAAGAAGGUACUAUGUGUAAAUAUGCGAUCGGUAACCCAUAAGGUUAGGAAAUGCAAUAUGAGUUGUUCAUUGGAAGAAUAUUUAAUUACUUCAAUAAAGAAUCAAAGCCAA